Volvox carteri f. nagariensis is the source of this 2577-nucleotide messenger RNA. It is a transcript of the gene efg7, whose product is annotated as elongation factor-like protein. Gene Ontology annotation, cellular component: ribonucleoprotein complex; cytosol. Bases 1 to 2577 code for a protein of 858 amino acids. The transcript is spliced from 15 exons. Gene Ontology annotation, molecular function: GTP binding; GTPase activity. The record is from RefSeq and is a predicted model, not a curated record. NCBI's taxonomy places the organism in Eukaryota, Viridiplantae, Chlorophyta, Chlorophyceae, Chlamydomonadales, Volvocaceae.
AUGUCCCUAGUGCUUGCGGGCAGGCCUGGCCUCAGCGCUAUAUGUCGGCAACCGUCGGCGCUGGCGCUGUUUCACGCAGCAGCGCCGUUGCCCCAGUUACUUGAUGACGCGAUUUCGGUACUAGAAGCUGCGAGGUUACGCAACUCUGGGCAUGUCCAGACAUCCAUUUCAACCGCGACCAUCAGACUUCGGACGACGCGCGGAACCCCAUCGUCGGAACAACUGCUUGCUUUCAGAUCAUGUGUGGUGACCUCAGCUGAUAUCCAAAGCAUUCUAGACUUUCCCCGCAACGUCCCUGGAACUCCGCUCACAGCCGGCCUCCGGCAGCUGUCCGCCUUCAACGACAUCCCGGUCUCACAUCUGACACAGGCGGUCCCACAACCGCCUAUCGCAACAACCAUUCCAUGUUAUUCAUUAUCGGUAUCUCAAGAGACCUGCGACCCCAAGAAGCAGUUAACAUGCAAUGGUCACUCCGCAUCGCCACACCCUUCCUUUGACCGUCAAAUGGCGCGGCGACCCCACCUCCAAGCACAGCUACCCAACCCAUCACCACGUCAACACUCAUCCUCAAAGGGCGCCAAAACCACAUCCUGGGCGCUACACGGAUCCAGCUUUCCGUCCCCCCUACCACGGUCAACGCUGCUUAUGUCGCGGCGGUCAACGAUGCCGCCGGAUGUACGGAGCUUGAGCACGUCCACGGCGGUUCCCGCCGCUGCCAGUGAUGCUGACGGCGCCGACGUGGCGGCAGCGGCGGUGCGCGACCCAUCCCGCAUCCGCAACUUCGCCAUCAUCGCCCACAUCGAUCACGGCAAGACGACCCUCAUGGAUCGGCUACUGGCUGCAUGCGGCCACGGCAGCUCGGAGGACAGGGCCAUGGACAGCCACUCCCUGGAGCGGGAGAGGGGAAUCACCAUCCUAGCAAAGGUGACGAGUUUUACCUGGGGUGGAUUCCACAUCAACGCGGUGGACACGCCGGGACAUGCGGACUUUGGCGGCGAAGUAGAACGAGUCCCAGGUUGUCGGACCCGCUUAGCGCCCGGCAACCUCUGGAAGCGACCUGCAAUCCCCCGUCACAACUUCCAGAUCGCAAAAAGACCCACGCCACGUUCGCCAUCAUUUACGCCCCCAGCUUUUUGUCAUUUUCUUCCCAAACCUUUUCCUAGCGCUCUUUUUGGAUAUCGGCAAAAUGCCUCCCCUGUCCGCAGUGUGCUUGGGCUGGUCGACGGGUGCGUGCUGUUGGUGGAUGCGGCCGAGGGGCCCCUGGCCCAGACCAAGUACGUGGUGGCCAAGGCGCUGGAGAGGGGCCUGAAACCCUUGGUGGUGCUAAACAAGGUGGACCGCCCCGCCGCCACCCCGGAGCGAUGUGCCGCCGUCGCCAACUCCCUCCUGGACCUGUUCGUGUCCCUGGGGGCCUCGGACGAGCAACUAGACUUCCCGCUGCUGUACGCCUCCGCGAAGCAGGGCUGGUCCAGUCGUACUCUCCCCACCCAGCAUGGCCAGCAGCUGCUUGGGCAGAGGGACACGGAACCAAUAUCCCCCCCCUCCUCCCCCCCCUCCGCCGCCGCCGCGUCGUCGCCGUCCCCGAGUAGUAGUGGUAACAGUGGUGGCGGUGGCGGUGGUAUGGCUCCGUUGUUGGACGCCAUUGUGGCUCACGUGCCGUCCCCCGCCGGCCGGGGGGAUCUGGAGGGGCCAUUCGCUCUGCGAGUGGCCAUGAUCGAGAGGGACCCCUACGUGGGGCGGAUCGCCACGGGCGCGUGCCGCAUCGCGUCCGGCAAAGUCCGUAUCGGCGACAAGGUUCGUGUACUGAGCUACGAGGCGGGAGGUCCGGUGGGGGGCGAGGUGCGCAUCACCCGCAUAUCCAAGAGGGCGGGAAUGGACAAGAUCCCGCUGGAGGAGGCUGUAGCGGGGGACAUCGUGUCUGUAGCGGGGCCAGGCGCCGCCAGCAUUGCCGACACCAUCGCCUCCCCCGAGCUGUCGACCCCCCUGGACCCGGGUCGAGUGGACCCGCCCACCCUUGCAAUGGUGUUCGGCCCCAACGACUCCCCCCUGGCGGGGCGGGCGGGUAAGGCCCUCACCGGCCGGGCCAUCGGGGAGCGGCUGAUGGCGGAGGCGGAGACGAGCGUCAGUCUGAAGGUGGUGCCGGUGCCGGGUGGCAUGGAGCGUUACGAGGUUCAAGCUCGUGGGGAGUUGCAGCUGGGCGUGUUGAUUGAGGGUAUGAGGAGGGAGGGGGCGGAGCUGGCGGUGUCGCCGCCGCAGGUGCUGCUCAGGCGGGAGGGCGGUCAGGUGUUGGAGCCUGUUGAGGAGGUGGUGGUGGAGGUGGCGGAGGAGGUGGCGGGGUCGGUGAUCGAGGCGCUGUCCCAGCGGCGGGCCGAGCUCACGGACAUGACACCGCUGCCCGAGUCGGGCAAGCAGCGACUCACCUUCGUCGCACCCUCCCGGGGUCUCAUCGGAUUCAAGAGCUUGUUCGUACACCUAACCCGGGGAGAAGGCAUCAUGACCCGGGUGUUCAUGAGCUACUCGCCGCACAAGGGACCCCUGGGGGGUGUGCGCAAGGCUAUGUGGCGGCUGACGAGUUGA